Daucus carota subsp. sativus is the source of this 1024-nucleotide messenger RNA. RefSeq names its product protein-tyrosine-phosphatase IBR5. Gene Ontology annotation, molecular function: protein tyrosine/serine/threonine phosphatase activity; MAP kinase phosphatase activity. Lineage: Eukaryota; Viridiplantae; Streptophyta; Magnoliopsida; Apiales; Apiaceae. Gene Ontology annotation, cellular component: nucleus. The transcript has 5 exons. The record is from RefSeq and is a predicted model, not a curated record. Gene Ontology annotation, biological process: abscisic acid-activated signaling pathway; negative regulation of MAP kinase activity; protein dephosphorylation. Bases 90 to 848 code for a protein of 252 amino acids.
AAUUGAAUCCAUGGAUUCCAUGCUAUACACACAAAUACACAGGGGAACAUAGAUCACGCGAAUCUUCUAUAAACAUCGAAUAGUAAUCAAUGAGGAAGCGAGAACGAGAAAACCCUUGUGCGGUAUGUGGCCACUACCACCAACUUCAUCAAACUUGUGCUAUUUGUGGCCAUCGUGUCCCUGACGCUGCCGCGCAGCAAACUGCUGCGCAACUCAGUGCUUUUCCCUCCGAGAUCUUGCCGGAGUUUCUCUAUUUGGGUAGUUAUGAUAACGCUUCUCGCUCUGAACUUCUCAAGACUCAAGGGAUUUCUCGCGUCUUGAAUACGGUACCUGCUUGCCAGAAUCUGUACAAGAACACUUUUACUUACCACUGCCUGGAAGAUGAACAAAACAUACCAUUUGAUGAUGCAAUGAAUUUUCUAGAGCAAUGCGAAAGGGACAGGGCGCGUGUUCUUGUCCACUGCAUGUCAGGCAAAAAUAGAUCCCCAGCUGUUGUGGUAGCAUACUUAAUGAAGAGCAAAGGGUGGAGGCUUGGUCAGAGCUAUCAGUGGGUUAAGGAGCGCAGACCUUUAGUUGAAAUAAGUCAAGCCGUGUAUCAGCAACUACACGAUUUUGAGCGGAAGAUCUUUGGGGAUAUUGAAAAUAAAGAUCCAACGUUGCCAAUCUUCUCUUCUUCUUCAGUUAUCCCAACUUUCAGUUUUGGCUUUGGAAAACCUAAUGAUGGGGCAGCCUUACCAGCUUUUAAUAAUACUGGAACGACCUCUAUAUUCAGCCGUCCAACUUCAGAAAUCCCCCAAGAGUUUACCUUUGGAGCAGCCCAAAUCCAGAACAACGGGGCCUUCCCUUGAGGUUAAAUCAACCACGAAAUGAAAUGGUAGUGUGUCUAUUGACUGUUAUUGAAAAUGUUUUCGUUUAACACAUUACGUCGUUUUGAGAAAUGUUGGACAGUAGCAGUUGUUUACAAACUUAGAAACUUUGUACAGCUAAAACUUGAAUAUCAGAAGGUGAGAAAUGUUUAGUUUUA